Molecule: messenger RNA, 1048 nt
Organism: Pungitius pungitius (ninespine stickleback)
Lineage: Eukaryota; Metazoa; Chordata; Actinopteri; Perciformes; Gasterosteidae
Gene: ska2
Product: spindle and kinetochore associated complex subunit 2
Exons: 6
Coding region: 47-655 (202 amino acids)
Biological process (GO): chromosome segregation; mitotic cell cycle; cell division
Cellular component (GO): outer kinetochore; spindle microtubule
Molecular function (GO): microtubule binding
Source: RefSeq, a predicted model, not a curated record
CAGCUGGCCAAUAAGAGCGCCCGCAUCGGGCUGAAAACUAUUCAACAUGGAGACAACAGUUGAAAAGCUCGAGGCCAUGUUCCUGAAGUCCGAGGCGGACCUGGAGUACAUCGAGAGGCGGCUGAAGCUGGAGUUCAUCAAAAGCACAGCGGAAAAUGGAUGUCCAACUGAGGAGAACCCGGCGCUGAUGCUGGAGAAUCUGAGGGCCAUCAAGGCCAAGCACGCAGCGCUGUGCACGCAGGUGCAGGAGAUCGCUGCGGAACAGAAGGAAUCCAUGGACUCCAUCAGGAACAACCUGGGCAGUGCCAUGGAGCUGGUGCAGCGCUUCCAGCAGACUACUGACGCCGAGGUUCAGCCCCUGACUGAGUUGGAGAAGGAGUCCACAGAGCUCCUGGGUUUAGCUGUCAGUGAGACCAUAACAGAGAUUCCUUCUACUGUCGCAGCUUCUGGACCCCAGCAGCCACCCACGGCUCCAUCAGGGCAGAAGAUGAAGCAGCUAAAGGUGACGGUGCUGCAGCGCCUGUCGUUGGUGGAGUUGGACAAGAAGGGCAACGUUUGGGAUGUCGCCGCCAGGCGCCACUCCACCUGUCACAUUGACCCGUCCCACUGGGAGGGUGCAGGGCGUUUAUUGAGUGACGUCGUCUCCUACAGCUGACGCACACGCCUCUCUAGCUGGUCAUAGAAUUUGAGUUGUGACCAAUGCAUGGACAUCCAGUGGAGUCGGUUCUCAAUAAAUGUCUGCACAUGCAGGCUGUCGCUAUUCUUGUGCUGCAGCCUGAUUGUAUCAAUUAGUCUGUAACUGAGACACAACCCCAAACAGCUGUUAUUAUUUUUAUUGGGCUACAACAGUCCCCCUCACAUUUUGAGGGGGACCGGGUCACUGUUCUGUGUUCAGGUGGGUGUACUGAUGGAGGAGAAACCUAAUUUUGUAAAGUGAGGUUAGGGAUGGAAGCCUUUGGGCAGGCGGAGGUUCUUUAAGAAAAUGCUCUUAAAACCAGUUGAUGUUUUGUAUGUGAUUUUUAUUAACGUGAAUAAAUUGGAAACUUGA